AUUAAAUCGAAGGCUAAUUACAGGACAAUUAACCUACAAUGCCGAAUUAACCUACCGGUCGGUCUUUGAACUGUGGGAGGAAAUCAGAGCACCCGGAGGAAACCCACGCGGUCAUGGGGAUAACGUACAAACAGGAUGGGUAUUGAACCCCAAUCGACUAUACUGUAAAGCUUUGCGCUAACCACUAUGCUACCGUGCCGCCCCACGGACCUGGAAAGGAUCAGGAGCAGACAAAUGGAUUGCACGAGCCCGUUUCCAUGUACAACGUGAUCUGGGUAUAUGAGACCAACUCCAUGUGCUCACCUUUUCCACGUAUCCUUUAAACCAGAAGUUAAUAAAAACCUGUCAGUCCCAUAUCUAAAAUUACAUAGCAACGAACUGCCGCUAACUGCAAAGAGCUCAAAAUUACUGCCGGCCUGGACGAAUCGAAGUCGCUAUAACACAGUAAAAUAAAAUAAUGUAAAUCCGACUUAGUUCCAAUCUCCUUGCAAAGCUUACAUGAGUGGGUCUUGCGAAAGUACAACGGCUGUAGGAGAAGUAGGUAGGGUUUAUUCCACUGAUAAAUAAAGGGUUUCGUGUCAGAUAACAAUUUUUAAAUGCUGGAAAUGAAUAUGAAUUUUUAAAAACCUGGUAAAAUAUUACUGUGUUAAUACCUUGUACAGUAUAUGGAAAACAUUACAAUUGCCUUUGACAGUCUUCAUUUUAACUCGGGCUGCAACUUCCCUUUGCACUCCAUACGAAUACUUAGCUGGCUUUGUGUGCUUUGGUGCCACAUUUGUUGAUUUAUCACAUGAAACGUAAAGAUUGUGGUAACACAAACGAUACUGCAGAUGCUGGAAAUCUACACAAAAUGCUGGAGGGAUUCCGCCGGUAUGGAGGGAAAUCGGCAGAAAGAUUUCGGAUCGAGGCCCUACACCAGGACUGGAAUAACAGUAUAAAAAUGUAGCGGGGGGGGGGGGUUGAACGAGAUUAAUUGAUUUUUUACAUAUACAAUUUAAAGUUUAACCUCCAGAACUUGUGUAAUUUUAACCCUUGCGCUAUCAAUUCCUAACUAUUAAAAUUCAAACUGCGGGUUUACCGUCUCUUCUGUAAAACUCAGAGUUCUCCAACCCUCUGAGAGAUUACCUCUUUGCCAUCUCCCACUUCAGUUUUCGCUGGCGCCACAAAUAAGCCUCUUAGAAGAUCGUACGGCGUGUUGCUCUGGAGUGAACACUAGACGGACUGGAGAUAGCAUAAUUUAAUACUCAUUUGUAAAUGGAUCACUUCACAGUUUAGCAAAUAGGAUUACUUUUGAUCUAACUGGAGGUUUCUGUGGCUCUCGAACCAAAGGAUGAUUGAUAAAACCAUUGCCCUCAACUAAUCUUACCCAAACAACGUCAUUUGCUAAACUGGGAACCGAACCCUUUUCUGAAGGGAACCCCUUUUGUUUUAAACAUGGCAAAAUCCGCCGUAGCAAUUUAAAAUGAGCGAUUCCGCCGCAUAUUCUUAGUAUGGUUCUUUGAAAAGUGAUGGCACUGGGUCCAAACGCUGCAAGCGUUUCAGAAAUAAGCAGGGUCAGGGCGUUCCGAGGUAGGACAGGUCAAUAGUUUCACUGUUCAUGCAGGGAGUUUCUUUACAUUCACAUUGUGUGCAGUGGCUUGGAUUCCCCGGGUUAACUGCGGGGAGUAAAUCACCGUGUGUCCAGUCUGUGGAAAUGCUCGUCCUUUCAUUCUACUCAGUGAGCAAGUGCGACAUUGUUAAAACAAAAACAGAAGUAUUUUGGAUUUAAGUCACUAGCUCCCCAGGACAUUGAAUAAUAAUGUUAGAAAAUAAUAGCUAUCAGCUCAAAGAAAGCAUAAUAUUAUUGGAAGUGAGCUGAUCAACCUGUGCAUGUAUCAGUAGUUGGAACAUUUUGCUGAUUAUUGAUUCUUUUAAACAUCCUUCAUGUCAGCAUUUUACAUUUAAAAGUGCUGAAUUAAAUUCAGAACUCCUUCGAAAUGUUGUCCCAACUUUUGCAAAGAGUGCUUCCUUGUAUUGCCCAGAUUUUAGAGGCUUGAGCAACCCUUAGGCCAACUCACGCUUAGUCGCAUCACUCAACGGAAUUUCAGUGAUGCGAUAUUUAAUGUUGGAAUUAUUAACGUUUGCCAAACUGGGAAGUGUUAAAUUGGGCGCGACUUGUGAUUGAUGAGGAUGGGGAAUGAGAAAUUCCAGAAAUUCCUUGACAUAGUCAUCCGGAAGAAAAUAAAGUCCCAUCUGGAGUCGAAUGUUUAAGCACGUUUCGCCGGUGGUUUCCGCGGUACAGAGCAGUUUCGUUGAAAGCCGUCUUUAAUGGUGUUCAUUAACGCAUAGAAAAUCAUUCACUCCUUUCAUCCUCCUCGCUUCUCUCUUCAAAAAUUAGUUUGUGGGCUAUUUGCUGACCUACAAGCUUUUUUCAUGCGUAGAACCUUAGCCCCCGUUACAGUCCCAGCUAGUUACUAACUAAUAGUCAACCCAUUACAGUAUACUUUCAGGCGUGAGCUGAUAGAAAUAUACGACUGACUGGAACUAAGUGAAUCCAUGAUUGAGAAUCAAAUCCAAUCUAUUUAAACAUUUAAUGCCAGGACAGCCUCCGCGUUGAUUUAGGGAAUGAAGGGGCCGUGUGAAAUAAAUAAUUAUGGUCAAAUCUGGUAAAUUUCUGCAAUGAGUGAUAAGAAUUGUAAUUAGUCGCUGUAGUGGGCGCUAUGCCUUAACUGAUGACCAUUGACAAAGUAACUUAAUGCCAGGAAAGAUGGAAACUAUUUAAGGGAGGGAGUGAUUACGCAGAGUAGUUCAGCGAUCUGAGGCGCUUGGAACAGUUGGAGCUUUAGGAGCUACUUACAAUGACUCACAGAACAACAGAAGCGGAAAGGUGUACAAGACGGUGAAUGGACAAUUUGGCGGGUGGAAGAGGCCAGGUCUAGUGAAUAUUCAGAGAGCACACAAAAGUGAUCGCUUGAUUAAAUUUACCAAAGGAUCAUUCUAAUGAACUAUUUCUCAUCCGAAAUGAACACCUCUGUUGUGGAAACGGACGUGGAAACAUCCUUUAACCCAGAGGCUGAAGCCAACACCUCCGACGGACCAUGGCCGGAAAAUCACACCGAGGACUUCAAAUAUGACAUAACUCCCAGCAUGGUCGACCUCCCGAUCCCUAUUCUCUAUUGUCUGGUCUGUGUGGUGGGACUGCUCGGUAAUUCCUUGGUGAUCUUCACCAUUGUCCGACAUGAGAAGAUGAGGACAGUGACCAACAUUUAUAUCCUGAACCUGGCCCUGGCGGACGGCUUAUUUAUGUUGGGGUUACCAUUCCUGGCGUUGCAAGUCGCUCUCCAUCGCUGGCCUUUAGGCCACUUACUGUGCAGGUCGGUGAUGAUUUUGGACGGCAUUAACCAAUUUACCAGUGUUUUCUGCAUCACGGCGAUGAGCAUGGACAGGUACGUGGCCGUUGCCUACCCCGUCGUAUCUUCUAGGUUGCGGAGUCCCAGCCUGGCCAAAAAAGUCAGUGUCAUCCUGUGGUUAACUUCCUUCGUACCUGUGAUCCCCAUGGCCAUCUAUUCGGGGGUGGAUGACACUUCAGAGAUGUGCACCUUAAUCUGGCCGGAGCCCAGUUUUGUUCGGAGAACUGCCUUCGUUGUGAGUGCUUUUGUGCUGGGAUUCGCAUUACCUUUCACCAUUAUCUCGCUCUGUUACAUCUUGUUGCUGGUAAAGAUAAAGACCACGGCGGGAUCUACGCACAGCCCGGCGUCAGUGAGGUCGGAGAAGAAGAUUACCGGCAUGGUGAUUGCCAUAGUGGCGGUCUUUGCCAUUUGUUGGCUCCCCUUCUAUACCUUCAACAUCUGUGUGGUCUCCAUUUCCGUCUCCUGGAACGUCUCCCUGAGGAAGCUCUUCGAGUUCACGGUGGUCCUCUCGUACUUCAACAGCUGCGCCAACCCCAUCCUCUACAUCUGCUUGUCGGAAAGUUUCGGGAGAGCUUUCCAAGUGAUGCUGUGUCCCAGACUCGCGAAGAUCGCCGCACAUCACCAGACGGCGGAUCAGACCGAGACCUCCGGUGGGGAGUUGGAGACCGUGGUCAGAUAGCCGCGCUCUUCCCGUCGUUGGCCGCCCACUUCCGCAAACCAGGUUCCCUAAAAUCUCCAGUCCAGAAGGAAUUUCCAGUCCGAGAAUUUUUGAUAACUUUGGGAAGCACGGAGCCGAGCACCGCAGCCGAGGGCGACGUGAAACAACCUCUCGUACAACUGCAGGCCUCCCCCUCCCCGCCCCCGCAGAGAACGACUGCGACAGCCGCGAAUUCUCGCCUGAUUCCCGCUCGCUUUGAAUGCAUUCUUGUUUAAUUUGCGAAUCAUUUAUGAAGAAAAUUGUAAUGCAAACUGACAAAAGACUCUCGGACGGGACGUUUCAAAUUCAGUGGCGAUGGAUUGUCGAUGCUUUAUGGUCAUCUUAUCUGGAGAACAAAUUAUAAAUGCGCCUAUAAUAAUAUCACGGGAGAGCGUUUAAAUAGAUCCCCGCAAAGUAAUGGUAAAGUGACGUUUAUUGAUUUCGCUCUGAGAAUCUACCAAGCACAUGAAUUAUUUUGUAAUCUAGUUGUUUUUGCAAAUAAUGUGAAGGCAGUCACGCAGUUGUCGGAAUUCGUGUCAUAAUGUCGAGUUUGGUGGAAGUUAAUAAUUAGUAAGGGGUACAUCUGCCAGAAACUUCAGUGUUUGUGUUUUCAGAGCGAAAUUAAUAAAUGCUACUUUACCAAUAAUAUCCAUUUAUAGGUGGCUAUUUGAUUUAUUCGUGCAAAUGCGGUAAUUUAUUAUAGGUACGUUUAUCAGUCUUCUCCGAAUAACUGUUCACCUAGGACCGAAAGCGAUUCCCAAGAACGAAUCCCCGUCUCUCCAAGACCAGUGGAUUGAAAUUGAAAAGUAAUUUUUAAAUUGAAUUAAUUUUAGAAGUUAUAUAAAUACGGAUUAAACAUCUCUUGUAAAAAUGUUUUAAAUACUCAACAAAGUGCAGUGCACAGUACUGUACUUACAGACUUUUUAAAAACAAGUAUUUGCAUUUUUAUGAAACUUACCGAAUCAAAGCGUUUCACAUACAGUGAUAAGUACAAAGAAGUUAGUUACCGACCUCUCAUCUUUUUCGGACGGCACUGGCCGAUUUAAAAGUGCCAAAUCCAUAUCCUGCCCUGUUAUUACAGGCUUUUGGUAGCAGAACCUUCCCUCAGCCGCAACAUGCACCAGUUGUUUCAAUUCAGACAUCUCCAUUCUUAACUACUUGAAGUUGCCCAUUUUACAAACCAGAGUCAAAGAAAACCUAACUUUAAUCAAUCUUGGAUUCUCAGGUGAGAUGCGUUAAUUCAUCUAGGGCAGGUUUUCUUUCAAAGUUCAAAAUCAAAGUAUGUAUACUGUACACAACAUUUCAGGCAGCCACAGGGAGACUCAAUUACAAUUGUAGUUACAUUUAAAGAUCUGCAGUCUGAUAUCACAGAUCUUAGCACUCUACCGGAGCAAAUGGAUUCAGACUGAUAAAUUACCUGACAUUCUGUUAGUUAAAAUGUUUUUGACAGGCCUUGAAUAUUUUAUCAGUUAAUUAUAAGGUUGUAACCUGGUGCAAACAUGUUUGUUAUUAUCUUGUCAAAAGGUAAACAUAAGUUAGGGUUGAGUAAGUUUUGAUUUUGGCUUAUAGUUUCAAUGGGUUUGACAAUGACCUCAAAAAUUAAUUCAUAAAAAUAUACUUGAGUAAUACAAUGCCAAUCAUUGAUUGAGAAAGGACAGUUAUGUCUAUCCUCACCAUUUAUGAGUCAUCUUAUCAUCAGGCUGAUAUACGGUCUCACAUUUGCUUUAUCAGCAGCAGGUUUAUCUAAGCCUUCUGCGGUCCCACCAAGCAUUAGUACAAAUUUAUGACAUUUCCUGCCUUUUACAUAAUUGCCCAUAAUUAUCCUGAUAAUGAUUUAUAAAAUCUUACAUCUAGAAAAUUGGUUCAGUUUAGUGACCAAUUUUGCUUCCUUAAUGUAAAGAAAUUUCUUUCAGUACAGUGGGGAAGCAGUAACGUCCAACUCAUGAUGUAAUGUUAACUUAUUUCCAAAUAUUUGGUACUGAGAUGGUGCCAAAAGUUUUAUAUGCUAAAUUUGAAUUGGCAAGAGGAUAUUUAUCUAAAACUACAUGUCAAUCUGCUGUUGGACACCAAACAUUUGUACUUUCCAUAUGCAACACAUCAGAAUUUAGGUCUUCCAAUUCCAGUAUUAGGCCAAAUCAACAACUCAGUUGUAAAUCUGCAAACAUCUACCUUGUAAUAAUAACAGGCAAUUAAUGAAUACACAUUGACCAAAUGAUAAACCAGCCUUUUAUAUUAUGAUUUAAAUUUUAAUACGUGAAGAAAUAAAUACUUUUUAAAAUGGUAGGUUUUUAUAUGAGAAUAUUAAUACCUAUAUUAAACUGUAUUAAGAAAUGAUACAAUAUUUCCUCCGGUGUGAUAUCACAAAACACAGGGCAGACCAAGACUGAAAAAAACUAACAAUACCACAUAAUUAUAACAUAUAGUUACAACAGUGAAACAAUACCAUAACUUGAUGAAGGAGUCCAUGAGCACAGUAAAGUUCAAAGUCUCUCAAAUAUCCUACAUCUCACGCAGACGGAGAGAAGGAAGAAAAACUCUCCCUGCCAUACCCAACCACAGUCACAGUCUGAGUCAUCCAAAAACUUAGAGCACUGCUCAGCUCUCCGACACCGAGUACUGAGUGCUUUCACUAUCCGAACGAUUCGACCCCCUUCUCGGUCACCAACAGCAGGCAAAGCUGGGGACUUUGAGGCCUACCCUCCGAAAGAGUCCCGACCACGCAGUAACAACAGCAGCGAACGAGCGUUUCAGAAAUUUUUCCAGAUGUUCCUCUGUGCUUUCAUGCCCAUCUUCAUCAAAUCAGAAUUCCCCUCAGCCCCUAUUUAGUCAGCCUGUUAAGGGUUUACCAUACUUUGUGGGCAGAACUACAAAAAUAAAGCAUUAUCAAGACAAUUAGAGUCUAUUUUGAGUUUGGAUCUCAAUAUAUUAGCUGAGUGUAUGGCUUGAAACAGUAUUCACGUAUUUACUGGACUCAGUUGACGUAGGUAUGUUAAAUGCAAUCCAAAUAAUGAUCAUUUGGAGACAAUGAACUAAUACACAUGUUCUCUGAACAGUAUUUUAUUAUGUCAUGGUAAAUUGCCUUGACUAUGUAAUAUGUUGAAUCAUGCAGAGUCGCUUGGAAUUUGCUGCAGAUUAUG
This is a messenger RNA of Mobula hypostoma (lesser devil ray), 7223 nucleotides long. RefSeq names its product somatostatin receptor type 2-like. The coding region runs from base 2980 to 4068 and encodes 362 amino acids. NCBI's taxonomy places the organism in Eukaryota, Metazoa, Chordata, Chondrichthyes, Myliobatiformes, Myliobatidae. Gene Ontology annotation, biological process: neuropeptide signaling pathway; cellular response to glucocorticoid stimulus; regulation of insulin secretion. The record is from RefSeq and is a predicted model, not a curated record. Gene Ontology annotation, cellular component: neuron projection; plasma membrane. Gene Ontology annotation, molecular function: neuropeptide binding; somatostatin receptor activity. The transcript has a single exon.